AGUGGUAAUGGCGGCGGCGCUGAGGAGGUUACGCGGAACAGAAGCGGAACGAGUUCGGCCUGAGCCGGAGCCUCCCCCACCACCGUGGGGCACGGCACCAUUUAGGUGUGCCCAGCACCGCGGCAGCGCGCAGAUAGCGGCUCAGGGCGGCUCCCAGGAACAGCCUCCUUAUCCCAGGUAUGCCCCCCACUACUGGAAUUCAUCUCCAAGAGCUACCUAUUCAAAUCCAUAUCCUGUUGGACCAGAGCUUCAAGGCCAGGGAAUUGAUUCUUCCUACACAAAUGGUGUCUAUGGAUCUUCGUAUCCAGCUCCUGGGACAGGGCCGCAAUAUCCCAGUCUCCCACAGUCAAAUACAUACUACUCUUCGGAGCAUCCUCCUGCCACUUACUCCACAGAGUCUUCUAGCAUAUAUAGAACUCCAUCAUCAACAUCGAACUGGAAUUACCCUCCUCCAGAUUGUCCAGCUGAAGGUUCCAUGGUGAGGAGGCAGGUAGCAGGAUACUCCCCUCCACAGGCCCCAAGCUUUCCACUCCCAUCCUAUUCAUAUGGCGACUGCAAUCAUAGCAUUCCACAGCAGAGGCCACCCCCUCCUCAGCCAGGACUUCAAGAUGCAACUUGGCAAACACCUGGAGUUUACGGAAUGCAGCCUCCCUCCUAUGGUUGGACUCCUGCCCCAGCAGGGCAUGGGAAUCAGUAUAUUACAGAAUCUUGGUCUGGCAGUGGUGUGUCUGCUCCACAUCCUCCAAAUAACAAUCCAAAGGACUCUUAUAGCCAAAUGGAUCAAGGAAUUAACCAACACGGUUAUCUUCCUGAAGCCAGUCAUUUGCCUUCUGGGACCAUGAAUGACUACAAGCCAGCCCAGCUUGAGACUAAGCCAUCUGCUUCCAACCCCAAAGUGCAGUAUAGCGCACAGCCCCAGCUGUAUGAUAAUGUACAUAGGAAACCAUCUGUGAUUGAUGGUGGAUCAGCUUCUAAAAUAAACGUACAGCCUUCAACUAAUGUGCAGUCUGGAAUACAGAAGAUUGCACAAGUUAUGGAGGGAAUUGAACCGUUGGAAGAAGAGGUAGAUGAAUUUGUAGGUAAAAAGACAGACAAGGACUACUGGUUGCUGGAAGAAAUGCUGACCAAGAAGUUGUUGGAAUUGGACUCUGUAGAGACAGGUGGCCAGGACAGUGUGCGCCAGGCAAGGAAAGAGGCAGUUCAUAGAAUCCAAGCUACACUGGAAGAACUGGAAAGAAAGGGGCUCUAAUGUGAAUGGCAGCCUUAAAAUCCAGUCCUGAAAUUAUUAUAGGUCUCUGGCUUUUCUCUUGACCUCCAAAGCAAUAAGUGGGGAUGUGCAUUUUGACUUUAGAAUAACAAACAUGGUAAGUUUGAUGUGAUUUAACAGAGGUGUCAGAUCUAGAGUCUAGUUUAGUAUGGUGUUUCUCCCAAUCAAUGAAUAGGAAGGAAUGAAAUGCUUGCCCUGGUUAUUUUAAGGGUUUUGCUGCAUGGUUUUACUGGCCACGAGAGAAAUAAUUGGGCAAAAGGAUAUUUUGGUAUUGGGAUUUACAUCUGAAAAGUGAUCUCUUGGAGCGUCAAGGACUUCAGUGAGUUACUUGUCAUAUUUGCAAGGUAAAAAAAAAAAUCUAAGUUGCAAUGCAGCACCCGUAAAGCCAAGACUUCAGACUCUUUAGCUACUCUUUCUGUGCAUUAUUUACAGAUUCUUCCAUUGUCAGAUAAAUUUUGUAAUAUCUUUUGGGAUAUAAUACGUUCAAGUGCAACCAUGCUGAUAAGCCAUAUAUCAGUAGGGCAACCAAGACCCAUAUAUUUUUCCUGUUAUUUCUCCCCCAUCCCUUAUCAUGCAGGUAUAAUCCACAAUCCUUUAAAAAAAAAAGAUGGGAUAAGAAGAAGGAACCUAGAAGAUGCUUGAACUGCUGCCACUUCCAACUAAUGAACUGAUUAUAAGGAUUUGGGGCCAGGAGUAUUUGGUGAUAAAUGCUUAGUUGUGAUAUACACUGUAUAUGUUACAGUUGCCCAUAUUCCAGUUUAAUCUGUUAUAGCUGAUUCUGAAGAAUCAGCUCCCAUAUCUGUGGAAGUCAAGUAAGGCUACUACCAUGAAUCUUCAGCUCCUCACAGUGUGGCCGUGGUUCAGAAAGGCAAGAAAUAUAUCUUUAAGCUUUUAAAACAUGCAUUUAUUGCAAGAGUUCGUAAAGAAGACCACUGUGUCAGAUAACUAAAAUAAAAUAGACGCUAGAAGUGUCUGAGUGACAACUCCAUACAAUAUGUAAAAGACUUAUAAACCACUUUGGGAGUCUUUCUGGUUGAAAAGCAGGGUGUAGCUGCUUUAAAUAAAAGAAGAUUGUAUAUAAUGAUACAGAAAACACAUCUUAAAUACGGUACUGUAGUUCCUGAGUUCUUGUGCCCUAGUGCUCUGAAUAUCAGUAGCAAGAAAAAUAUAUGACUUGGCUGUAACAUUAGCUGUUGACUUUCCUUGUAUAAAUUUCAAAAGCCUAGUUUAUGCUGUUUGUCACCAUAUACAGUAUGUCCAGUGAACUCACAAGCUCCCAAACAUUCUGUUUAUAUUAGCCGGUUGUUUAUUUUUUUAAAUGUUGCAUGUUCUUUUUCUGCUGUAAAUCUGAACAGUUUAUGAACUAUAAAAUCAGGAUGGGAAUAUGCUAUAAAGAUAAUAGCCUGCUGGUCUUUGACCAUAAUAAAGGUUUGUUUGUUUGUUUGAAGAUAAUACAACUCAGCAAUGAAUAAAACUCCAAGAACAGAUCAGCCAAAUUAAA
Candoia aspera is the source of this 2768-nucleotide messenger RNA. RefSeq names its product BAG cochaperone 4 (gene BAG4). The transcript has 5 exons. The record is from RefSeq and is a predicted model, not a curated record. Gene Ontology annotation, cellular component: membrane; nucleus; cytosol. Lineage: Eukaryota; Metazoa; Chordata; Lepidosauria; Squamata; Candoiidae. Gene Ontology annotation, molecular function: protein-folding chaperone binding; adenyl-nucleotide exchange factor activity. Gene Ontology annotation, biological process: protein stabilization. The coding region runs from base 8 to 1249 and encodes 413 amino acids.